GCGUGGGCCGCCCUCCUCCUCCUGCUCCUGGCCGCCGCCCUCCACCAGGUGCCCGAGGGCCACCGGGGACUCUACUACAGGGGCGGGGCGCUGCUGCCCAGCCUGAGCGGGCCCGGCUACCACAUCAUGCUGCCCUUCGUCACCACCCUCCGAGCCGUGCAGACAACGUUGCAAACCGACACGGUGAAGAACGUGCCUUGUGGGACCAGCGGUGGAGUCAUGCUCUACAUCGAUAGAAUUGAAGUUGUCAACAUGCUGGCACCGCAUGCAGUCUACGACAUCGUGCGGAACUUCACUGCCAAUUACGACAAGGCUCUCAUCUUUAACAAGAUCCACCAUGAGCUCAACCAGUUCUGCAGUGCCCACACCCUCCAGGAAGUGUACAUUGAGCUCUUUGAUCAGAUUGAUGACAACCUGAAGCUUGCGCUGCAGCAGGACCUGAACGCCAUCGCUCCAGGGAUCACCAUUCAGGCUGUGCGUGUGACAAAGCCCAAAAUCCCUGAAGCCAUUCGGAGGAAUUUUGAACUUGUGGAAACUGAAAAGACCAAACUCUUGAUCGCGACUCAGAAGCAGAAAGUUGUGGAGAAGGAGGCAGAGACGGAGUGGAGGAAGGCACUCAUAGAAGCAGAGAAGGCGGCUCAGGUGGCCAAGAUUCAAAACCAGCAGAAGGUCAUGGAAACAUUAACGGGCAAGCGAAUUUCUGAGCUGGAAGAUGCUGCUUUCCUAGCGAGGGAGAAGGCGAAGGCAGACGCGCAUUACUACACUGCUCAGAAGGCAGCCGUGUCGAACAAGGUGAAGCUCACACCAGCCUACCUGGAACUGGCCAAGUACCAGGCCAUCGCCACCAACAGCAAGCUGUAUUUCGGAGACAGCCUCCCUCCCAGCUUGUUCCUGGGCUCCUGUGCCUUCGACUGUGUGGCUGCAAGGACUGCCGGUGGGGGCCGGCUCAUCUCAAGGACUGGGGGAGGCUCCCUCAGGCACAGAGAGAGCACCACGUGA
Messenger RNA from Euleptes europaea (tarantolino), 999 nucleotides. Its product is annotated as erlin-1-like. Gene Ontology annotation, molecular function: cholesterol binding; ubiquitin protein ligase binding. Gene Ontology annotation, biological process: SREBP signaling pathway. The record is from RefSeq and is a predicted model, not a curated record. Lineage: Eukaryota; Metazoa; Chordata; Lepidosauria; Squamata; Sphaerodactylidae. Gene Ontology annotation, cellular component: endoplasmic reticulum membrane; endoplasmic reticulum. The transcript has 11 exons. Bases 127 to 999 code for a protein of 290 amino acids.